This is a messenger RNA of Pocillopora meandrina, 790 nucleotides long. The record is from the annotation of a GenBank genome assembly. Lineage: Eukaryota; Metazoa; Cnidaria; Anthozoa; Scleractinia; Pocilloporidae.
AUGGUGUUACUGGGUCCCAUCACGGAUUAUGCAAUGAUAGAAAACGCUAUCGUAUACGAUCUGCAUGCUGUUUCAAUCUGCAUGAUUGCACAGUGGAAUCCUCUCCAUUUCGAUCCCAGCCUUAAUCAAUGUGUGUUCAGCUACGCUGUCCCAGGAUCAGACAAUGAAUUGACUCUUUGCACAUAUCCUACUUCCCGAGUGCUUAUCCAUGGCCAAAGGAGGUAUAGUCAGCUCUGUGGUAAUUUACUCAGUAGGAGUACAAUAGUAUCGCAAUAGUCAAGUACAAUGUAACUCCUUCCCUUCGCUUUUUAAAAAAUUCGUACAAUGUCUUUCUCAAACUUUUCAGUGUAUCUAAGCGAGGAUGAAACCGCUCUGUGUUUUAUUAGGAUUAACAUUUGGAGGAGGUGGAGGGCAGAGGCAAUUCCAUGUUUCAAAAAGGCAUCUCCCCCAACUUUGUUAGAUCGUAUCACAGUUCAGGUUUUGUUUUUCUAAAUUCUAAUUUCUUUUUUUUUCCUUGUUUUCGAAAGGGACGGUGACCAAGACAUCCCUAGUGAUGGUCUAUUUCACCACUUUUUUCACAUGUUUCACAUGGAGCAACACAAACGGAGAUUAUCAAUUCUGGAUAGAUGGAGAAGUCGUCGGGAGUGGCUCUGACUUUUACGAGGGAGGCACGAUUGAAAAGGGAAGUACUGUGGUCAUUGGACAAGACCAAGACGAAGUUGGGGGAGGUUUCGACCCGAGACAGUCCUGGCUUGGUGAAGUGUCUCGAAUAAAUGUACAUCGUAGCUGA